This is a messenger RNA of Nilaparvata lugens (brown planthopper), 744 nucleotides long. RefSeq names its product ethanolaminephosphotransferase 1-like. Gene Ontology annotation, biological process: phosphatidylethanolamine biosynthetic process. Gene Ontology annotation, molecular function: ethanolaminephosphotransferase activity. NCBI's taxonomy places the organism in Eukaryota, Metazoa, Arthropoda, Insecta, Hemiptera, Delphacidae. The coding region runs from base 364 to 660 and encodes 98 amino acids. The record is from RefSeq and is a predicted model, not a curated record. The transcript has 4 exons. Gene Ontology annotation, cellular component: endoplasmic reticulum membrane; Golgi apparatus.
CACUCACACAAAUUUACAUCUCUUUGGUGUGAGAACGAUGGGAAUUGGAACAAGAAGAAGAGUGAACAUUGAAAGGGAAGGGAAGUAGUAAUUUCCAAAAUGGCACUCUAGUCCUGUGACACACGUUUUAGUUAAUUUUUAUAAUGUUUUUACUGGAUAUUUAAUCACGUUUUUCGCGUUUGUUGUAUUAUUUAUUGUUCAGUUUUUUGAGCCUGUGUAAUAUAUAAAAGUUCAUAGUUUAUUGUUGAAUAGUUUUGUAAGUGAGAGAAUUCAAAAUGCAAUCCGAAUAUUUAACACAGAAACACUUGUCUGGAUUUGAACAUUACAAAUUCCAUCGAUACAAGUCCUAUCAGUGUGUACAUCAUGCAUCCGUUCUGGAACAAAGUAGUCGAGUGGGUUCCAAAAUCGGUGGCGCCCAAUGUGUUGACGUUUGUUGGAUUCCUAUUCACAGCUGGAGCGUGUUUAUUGCUCUCCAUUUAUGACUAUCAUUUCUAUGCGAACAGCACUGAUUUCCCACAAUACGCUACUAUUCCUCGAUGGGUCUACCUGGUGACUGCUCUUAGUAUAUUUAUAGCUUAUACGUUAGAUGGUAUUGAUGGCAAACAAGCCAGGCGUACCAAUACAAGUGGUCCUCUGGGGAACUUUUCGACCACGGAUUAGACUCUUGGACAGCUGUGCUCAUUCCCACCUGUUUGUACUCCAUAUUUGGCCGCACUGAUUUCUCAGUGCCACCACUACGCUUCU